AUGGUUCGAGUGCCGGAUGAGCCGUUCGAGUCAACGUGCAAUGAUGAUGCCUUGCGUCUGCAGUUCGUUAUAUUCAGAAGACAUAUUCUGAGUUUAAAAUCUCCGGGAUAUUUUCUCCAUACCCUGGAUACCACAUGUGCUGUUGACAUCUUCGACUUUAUUAAUGCUGGCGUUUCCCUGGAUGACCUCCGCGCUCCCACGGUUCUAAAGAACCUGAGGACUAUAACGCCACUGUCCCCCAUGCCGACCAAACUCAUGAACGCCGUCGAAUGCUCCCUCCUGAAGCUGGAGGGAUGCAUGCAGAGAGCAAAGACGCUCGUUAAGCGUCGUCAAAACAAUACUGACGCUGUUAUCGACACUGAAACAACCAGAGGCGAGAACUUGUCGUCGUCCGAGACGACCAUCAACAGGAGCACUAGCACCAGUGCCAUCAGCAACAACAACACCAACACCAGCAGCAAUAGCAAUAACAACUACAACACCUAUUGCACCGUCAAUAAUAAUAGCUGCACUCCCAGCUGUGGCCUCAGCAUUGGCACACACAGCAUCAAAAACAGUCCCCACAAGAGCAACGUCAACACCGGCAGCAAAAUCAACAGUACCGAACAAAGCUUCAUCGAAAACAACCCCCGCCAUCCAGGGAAGUUUAAUAUUCCAAACCGGUGCUGCGUAAUCUGCUCGAAACCAAUCGGACAUCACUCCUUUGACCCGAAGAAGAAAUGCAACACGAUUGUCUGCAGCUCCUGCAUCGCAGAGGUGCUCCUACUCACUCCCAAAGAAGGUUUGGAAGACAACAAUGGCAAUAACAAUAACGGGUCUGGCCGCUCUCGCACCUGCGACUGUAAAAUAAACAAUACCCGGAAGAGCUCAGCCGGUAUGUCAACAUCACCUACCAAGGACGACAACAACGACAACAGUGAUGUCGUCCUACAAACUGUCCCUGUAUCCGUUGCGGCCACGAAGACUGUCAAGGAAAACAACACCCACUCUCCAUGUGCCGCGGAGAUUAUCGACGGCGACAACGAUGUUGAAAUAUACGAAGACGCGUCUGAGGAAUCACAGUCCGACUGCAAUGACUCGGACAACGAGGGUUCAGAUUCAGACAUGGGGCCCCUUUGUGCAGACACCGAUAGUGAGGGGAACUACGACAGUGACGGUUCAGAUAUCGGGCCUCUCUAUAGAGACGACGACGACAGCUACAAUGAUAAGGUCGAAUACGGCACCAGCCCGGCAUACUGCCUGUCCCCUUGUCCUCGACGCCCCGGGCCCCAAUGGGUCGCUGAUGAAAAUAUCAUCCUCAAGAACGACGACAACAACAACUUCACCUACCGAAAACGGCAAAUCAAGCGGGAAAAGCAUUAUGUCGCGAGAUUUUAUAAAAUGCCAAACUAUAUUUUAUGAAUUCACGUCCGAGGAUGCCAGGUGAGCUACAAAGGGAAUAACAAGUCAACCCCGAUUCGAACUAUUCGAGCCGAGAGCCGGUCCAAGAAAUGUAACGACAAGGAUGACGGAUAGGAAUUAACAAAGGGAAUAGAAUCCAAGUAUCCAUAAAGGAUCUUGACUAGAGAGAAGAACAAACGGGAAAUCGAAGCCAAUUGGGAUUUCCCAAGUCCGGGGGUUUUUAAUCCAGCAAGUAUCCAUGAAGGAUCUUGCACGGUUUUCCUCCGUUGAAUAUAUAUGAAGAAUGAAGAAUCGAUUAUCUAUGAGGGAUCUUGACUAUAUAUAUACACAUUGAACAGCAAUACUAGCUUUCAUUCCAUAUGGAGUGAAAAGGUUGAGUGG
Molecule: messenger RNA, 1782 nt
Organism: Monascus purpureus
Lineage: Eukaryota; Fungi; Ascomycota; Eurotiomycetes; Eurotiales; Aspergillaceae
Source: the annotation of a GenBank genome assembly